Molecule: messenger RNA, 310 nt
Organism: Prorocentrum cordatum
Lineage: Eukaryota; Dinophyceae; Prorocentrales; Prorocentraceae
Source: the annotation of a GenBank genome assembly
GUCCCGUGGCCGUCCCGUGGGCGCCAUGAAGUUGUCUUUGUGCAGGAUCGACUGGCAGAUGAAGGAUCCCUUCACUAUGAUCAAUGACCUUCAGCAGGACAUAUCGUUGCCAGUCACGCGUCCUGCCCUCUUGAAGAAGCUGUUGCGUGAAGGAGUGCUGCGGAUCCUGGAGAGAUCAGCCAGCAAUACCUUGGGGUCCCCGCAGCGCCUGUGCUUCGACGUGGUGGUUUCAGCUACUCGAUCGUUGAAGUUCGAUAAGAUCCAGAGGGGCUCCAACAAGGCGGUUCUGUGGGGCUACGUGGACCCGUGA